Molecule: messenger RNA, 3887 nt
Organism: Jatropha curcas
Lineage: Eukaryota; Viridiplantae; Streptophyta; Magnoliopsida; Malpighiales; Euphorbiaceae
Product: UDP-Glycosyltransferase superfamily protein
Molecular function (GO): glycosyltransferase activity
Source: RefSeq, a predicted model, not a curated record
CAUAUCACUCUCGUUCGAGUUGACGAACACAGCUCAAAAGAAGAACAAACGCGGGCGCAGGCUCUAUGCUCACUCUCGCAAAUAGUCCCGAUUAAACACUUCAAUAAUUUUCCUCAUUUUCCCGAGAAAAUCCCCUUCCUUAUGGGCCGAAGUCCUAUUCCUCCUGAAAUCGACGAAGCCGGUACCACCACCGCCACCACUGCCACCACAUCUGCCGCCGAUGGUGGCACUAAUGGCGGCAAUGUGAAUAACAACAAUGACCAAGGUUAUCACUCGAUCCGAGACAGAGUGCGAUUUAAGCGAAACACUGCGCAUAGCAACACCAACAAUACUUCCAAUGAUCAAAACAGAGCCACCAUAUCCCCUUUAGAUCGCUCCUCUGGACGCAAGAGUAAUAGAAGUAAUCGCAAGGGUUCAUAUUCUUGGUUUCCGUUCAGAGGCGUUUAUUUGCGUUAUUUUGUGAUUUCCUUUGCUGUUUUUGCUUUUGCUUUUGCAAUGGCUUCGAUGGUGUUACAAAGCUCGAUCACCGAAUUACUGUCUACUAAGGGGUGGAGUGAUUACCGGAAAUCGUUUAGAGAGGAUUUGAGGUUCGGGAGCACAUUGAAAUUCUUUCCAGGGAUAAGAUCAGAGCAGCUUGCAGAGGGUCAUGGGCUUGAUCAACUCAGAUUGCAAGGGGCUAGAGUGGGGCUUCGGGCCCCGAGGCUCGCAAUUAUCUUAGGAGACAUGAAGAUAGGUCCACAAUCAUUGAUGUUGGUUACUGUGAUGAAGAAUCUGCAAAAACUUGGUUAUGUGCUUAAGAUUUAUGCCAUAAAGAGUGGGAAAGCACAAUCAGUGUGGGAUCAAAUUGGUGGUCAGAUAUCAAUUUUACAACCAGAAGAAUAUGGCCGCAUUGAUUGGUCAAUUUUUGAAGGAGUUAUUGUUGAUUCACUUGAAGGCAAAGAGGCCAUUUUAAGCCUUAUGCAGGAGCCCUUUUGUUCAAUACCACUUAUAUGGAUAAUCCAAGAGGAUACCCUUGCAAGUCGUCUUUCAGUGUACAGGGAAAUGGGCUGGGAGUAUCUUGUGUCUCAUUGGAGAAGAUAUUUUAAUAGAGCCAAUGUUAUUGUAUUUCCAGAUUUCACUCUGCCGAUGCUAUAUAGUGUGCUUGACACUGGAAACUUCUUUGUUAUCCCUGGAUCACCAGUGGAUGUGUGGGCUGCUGAAAGCUACAGUAAGACGCAUGCCAAGCAUCAACUAAGAGCACAAAAUGGAUUCACUGAUGAUGAUGUGGUGGUUCUAGUUGUUGGGAGUUCUUUCUUUUAUGAUGAGCUGUCAUGGGACUAUGCAUUGGCCAUGCAUUCCCUAGGACCUCUACUAGUAAAAUAUGCAAGGAGGCAUGACGCUGAGGAUUCAGUUAAAUUUGUUUUCCUCUGUGGUAAUUCUACUGAUGGUGAUGCUUUGCAGGGAGUUGCUUCUCGUUUGGGGCUUCUUCAUGGUUCUGUGAGGCACUAUGGCUUGAAUGGUGAUGUCAAUAGUGUACUGUUAAUGGCCGACAUUGUUAUUUAUGGUUCUUCUCAAGAUGAACAAGGUUUUCCUCCUUUAAUCAUCCGAGCAAUGACAUUUGGAGUUCUUGUCGUUGCUCCUGAUGUUCCUGUAAUGAAGAAAUAUCUUAUUGAUGGAGUUUAUGGGUUACUUUUCCAAAAACAUAACCCUGAAGCUUUGAUGAGGGCUUUCUCUCUUUUAAUAUCAGAUGGAAAACUUUCUGGAUUUGCUCAAACUGUUGCUUCCUCUGGAAGACUGCUUGCUAGGAACAUGUUUGUAUCAGAAUGUAUAACUGGUUAUGCAAGGCUGUUGGAGAAUUUACUCAGCUUUCCAUCAGAUGCCUUAUUGCCAGGUCCUUUGUCCAAGCUUCAACAGAAGGAAUGGGAGUGGAACUUAUUUAGGAAGGAAAUAGCCCAAGGAACUGACAACUUUUUAGGCAUGGAUGGGAGGGAUUCUUCUUACGGAGGAUCUAGUGUUGUUUAUUUUCUUGAGGAAGAGUUGACCAAUCUUAUUGAUUCGACUAACAUCUCUGCGAAUGGAACUGAAAUUCUAGUUCCAGAUCUCCCAACUGAAUCAGAUUGGGAUGUUUUAAGGGAGAUAGAUAGCUUUGAAGAAUAUGAGAGCCUAGAAAUGGAGGAGCUUCAAGAAAGAAUGGAUAAAAGCCCUGGUGUCUGGGAUGACUUGUAUCGCAAUGCUAGAAGAUCUGAGAAACUUAAGUUCGAAGCAAACGAAAGAGAUGAGGGAGAGCUCGAGAGGACUGGCCAACCAGUAUGCAUUUAUGAGAUAUAUAAUGGAGCAGGGGCCUGGCCAUUUUUGCACCAUGGAUCUUUGUAUCGUGGUUUAAGUCUUUCCACAAGAGCACGGAGAUCAAGAUCAGAUGACGUGGAUGCAGUUGCCCGGCUUCCCAUCUUGAGUGAUGCUUACUAUCGGAAUAUCCUCUGUGAGAUUGGAGGGAUGUUUUCUGUUGCCAACAAGGUGGAUAAUAUACACAAGAGACCUUGGAUAGGGUUUCAAUCAUGGCGUGCUGCUGGUAGGAAGGUUUCAUUAUCCAGUAAUGCUGAAAAGGCUUUGGAGGAAAAGAUACAACGAGGAACUAGAGGAGAUGUAAUGUACUUCUGGGCACACUUGGAUGCGGAUGUUGGAAUUACAGGAAGUAAUAAUGACCUAACAUUUUGGUCCAUGUGUGACAUCUUAAAUGGAGGAAACUGCAGAAAUGCUUUUGAAGCUGCCUUCCGGCGGAUGUAUUCAUUACCACCAUCCCAUGUUGACGCUCUUCCCCCAAUGCCAGGAGAUGGAAGCUACUGGUCUGCCAUGCAUAGUUGGGUUAUGCCUACCCCUUCCUUUCUAGAGUUCAUUAUGUUUGCACGGAUAUUUGUAGAUUCCCUUGAUGCCUUGCAUAACGAUUCUAGCCAAGCAAACUUUUGUUUGUUGAGCUCCUCAGAGCUUGAGGGAAAACAUUGUUAUUGUCGGAUAUUAGAACUCCUUGUAAAUGUUUGGGCAUACCACAGUGCACGAAAAAUGGUUUACAUAGAUCCGCAAAAUGGUUCUUUAGAAGAGCAACACCCAGUCGAACUACGAAAAGAAAUUAUCUGGGCAAAGUACUUCAAUUUUACAUUGUUGAAAGCUAUAGAUGAAGAUCUUGCAGAGGCUGCAGACGAUGGUGACCCUCCAAGGGAUAGAUGGUUGUGGCCGUUGACUGGAGAAGUGCAUUGGCAAGGGAUUUAUGAAAGGGAGAGGGAACAAAGAUACAGGCAGAAGAUGGACAAAAAGAGGAAAAUGAAAGAGAAACACAACUUAAGAUAUAAAAACAAAUAUGAACAGAAACCGCUUGGGUGAUAAGAAGCUUUAUAAAUCUGGACAUCCUAUGAAGCAUCACAAUUUUGGAAUGCUUGACACCUAAGGAAGCUACUAAACUGUAUUUUUGCUCAACUUAAGGAAAUGGAGAAGAAACUCGCAGAUGGAAUCUAAUUCGUUACAAAUUGAGUCAUCAUUUUCCCAUUUCUGCUGAAUAUGUACACUUGUGAAAUGGAGGGAGGAGAAAAAUAGCUUCCCCUGAUAUCGCAGCUUAUUAGAAUCCAAGGUCAUUGACGAAAACUUCAAUCCUCGUAGAGUAUGGCAUCCGUCAUUCGUAGACAUUCUUUAUCACCAUUCAAAUUAUUCGGUCCAGGUACUAAAACAUGUAUUCUUUCAUUAUUGUACAUUCUUACGGCAACAUAGAGGCAAUUUUGUUCAUAAGAAUAAUAUAAUUUUGGGUAAUAGAGGUAGGUAAUUUCAUAUUCACCAUUAUUUUUUAUCAAAAUAGUUGGGUUUGAACUUGCAGCCUCAGAUCUAUAUAAAUGAUGGUACAUGUUGGAAGGUGUUUGGUUCAA